This is a messenger RNA of Amphiprion ocellaris (clown anemonefish), 1934 nucleotides long. RefSeq names its product dynein axonemal assembly factor 11 (gene dnaaf11). Gene Ontology annotation, cellular component: cytoplasm. The transcript is spliced from 12 exons. Gene Ontology annotation, molecular function: protein binding. The record is from RefSeq and is a predicted model, not a curated record. The coding region runs from base 99 to 1592 and encodes 497 amino acids. Gene Ontology annotation, biological process: outer dynein arm assembly. Lineage: Eukaryota; Metazoa; Chordata; Actinopteri; Pomacentridae.
CGUUAACUCUGUUCUCUACUGUUCUCUACUGUGAGUACAUCAUUUGUACAGUUCAAAGUACACACACAUAUACUUAGGAAUACCUUUACAGUCAUUCAAUGAUAAUAACGGAGGAUCUAAUUCGCCGUCGUGCCGAACACAACGACUGUGAGAUCUUCUCCCUGGAGGAAGUUUCUCUUCAUCAGCAGGACAUCGAGAGGAUCGAACACAUCGACCGCUGGUGCAGAGACCUGAAGAUCCUCUACCUGCAGAACAACCUCAUCCCCAGGAUAGAGAACGUCGGCCGCUUGAAGAACCUGGAGUAUCUGAAUCUGGCCUUGAACAACAUUGAAGCCAUCGAAAACCUGGAAGGCUGCGAGAGCCUCCAGAAGUUGGACCUGACGGUGAACUUCGUCGGCCGUCUGAGCAGCGUCGAGUCUCUGAGACACAACGUCCACCUGACGGAGCUGUUCCUGGUGGGGAAUCCCUGCACCGAGUUCCAGGGCUACCGGCAGUAUGUGGUGGCAGCUCUGCCUCAGCUGAAGUGGCUGGACGGGACGGAGAUCAGCCGGUCGGAGAGGAUUCGAGCCUCUCAGGGUCUGGAGGAGGUGAGGAUUCUGGUCGGCGAGCAGGAGGAGGAAUAUCUGAGGAGGAGAGUCCAGGAGAAGGAGGAGUCAGAGAGGAAGGCGGCAGGAGGCGAGAAGCAGAACCGGGAGAGGAAAGCAGGCUUCGACGGCUGCUGGUACACCGACAUCAGCAACACAACUCCAGGUUUGGAGGAGAACCAGGAGAACCAGAAGAACCAGGAGAACCAGGAGAACCAGGAGAACCAGGAGAACCAGGAGAACCAGGAGAACCAGGAGAACCAGGAGAACCAGGAUCUGGAGGAGAAUGUGGAGAACCCAAAGAUAGACGAGGAAGAACAAGAGCGAGAGUUCUGGGAGACUCCGUGUCCGUUCACCCCCGAAUCUCGUCUGGAGACUCAUCGCCACCUGGAGCAGAAGAGGAAGGAGAAGGAGAAGAAGACGGAGAAGAAGCUGAAGGCGGCGAGAACGCUGGUCACCUCCGACGGACGAGUCCUGAACGUCAACGAGCCAAAGCUGGAUUUCUGUCUAACUGAAGACGAUGAAACCAACAUGAUCAUCUUGGACCUGGCAGUGUUCAGACACCUGGACACCUCCCUGAUCGAUGUGGACGUUCAGCCGACGUACGUCCGAGUCGCAGUCAAAGGAAAGAUAUUUCAGAUAGUCCUGCCGGCCGAAGUGAAGCCCGACAGCUCGACGGCUCGGCGGUCCCAAACCACCGGACACCUGGUCCUGACGCUGCCGCUGGCCCAAGGUGAAAUCAGAGUGACAAAGAUCGUCCAACGUCCGUCCAGAAACUGUGGAAACAGACACUGCAGCUCGCCGCAGGACAAUAAAAGGAAUAAAAACGAUAUUCCUGAGAGGCUGGAAGUUGAUCCCAGUAAACGAACGUCCGUCGACAUUGCCAACAUCGUUCAACGGCGAAGCACCAAAGAAGGUCCACUGGAAGUAAACAGGACGACUCCACCUGAAGCCGAUCUCUUCUCUGAAGGUUUCAUAGACGAUCCAGAUGUUCCACCGCUCAUUUAAGACGAUAAGGAUCCUUUAAACACCAGCAGCACACAGACUUUAAUAAAAGCAUGAUGUUUAUGGAGGUAAAACAGUCAAACUAACAGACUGUACAGAUAAUACCAACCACUUCCAUAAUACAAUAAGACUUUUAGAAAUAUUCGCACCUUUACAGAACAUUUCCUGUCAAAACUCAAUCCAGCAUUUAGUUUCCACAAACUUCCUUCAGAUGGAAAAUCAUUUAGAUGAAAACUGUGAAUCAAACACCAUAAAUAUCAUUGUUAAAGUUCAGGUAAAUGCUGGUUCUGCUCUUCUUACAUCAUUUCAUAUGUUAAAAAUAAAAUAUCCAUAGCAACAACCAAA